Pseudopodoces humilis (Tibetan ground-tit) is the source of this 2375-nucleotide messenger RNA. It is a transcript of the gene LYVE1, whose product is annotated as lymphatic vessel endothelial hyaluronan receptor 1. The record is from RefSeq and is a predicted model, not a curated record. Gene Ontology annotation, cellular component: plasma membrane. Gene Ontology annotation, biological process: cell adhesion. Gene Ontology annotation, molecular function: transmembrane signaling receptor activity; hyaluronic acid binding. Lineage: Eukaryota; Metazoa; Chordata; Aves; Passeriformes; Paridae.
UUGCCUCUGACAUUCUUACUAUGAAGCAGUGCAGUGACAGCUGAAGCUGCUGUCCAGAAGUCAUCUCAUCAUCUGACAGCAUCCAAUACCUUAACUUUCUUUAGCACAGAAGGCAAACUACCUUGAAUUUCCUACUUUUCUGAGUUUUUCCAAGCAGGUGGCAAUGGCAAAUUAUCUUGGAGUUACCUCAGCAGUGUCUUUCAUCUGGGUUAUGACAUUCCUGGCUCAAAAUUACUUUGUAACAGGUUCCAUUAAUUCACCCUGCAGAAUCAAGGGUAUAGGAAUUUAUCUUGAUCAGAAAGCAAAUUUCUCAGAAGCAAGUAAUGGAUGUAAUCGAUUCAAUCUACAGCUGGCAACUAAAAAACAAGUUGAAGAGGCUCUGAAACAUGGCUUUGAAACAUGCAACUAUGGAUGGGUGAAAGACGGAUUUGCUGUUAUUCCUCGGAUAACAUCCAACCAGAAGUGUGGUCAGGGAAAAACUGGAAUAGCACAAUGGAAUGCUGGCAAGGAUAAAAAAUUUCAUCUCUACUGCUUCAAUUCCUCAGAUGUCCAGAUUAAUUCAUGUCAACCAGACCCAGCUACAACCACAUUUCCUUCAACUGCAUCAAGGGACUUAACUGAAUAUUCAGCCUCUGAUUUGACUGAGAACAUCACAGCAGUGCCCACUGUGACUGUGACUGAGUCAGAACAAUUCCUGAAAAAGAGAUUUCGUGUCGUAUGCGUGACUGAAACCAUCCUACCAACAGAGGGGCCCACCACACCAGUGCCAGAGGAGCACUCACCCACUGACUCUCCCAGGCACACUCCCCACCUGGCCUUUAAGAAUGAUGCUGUUGUUUUUGGAGGUAUCCCCACUGCACUUCUUGUACUGGCAAUCAUCUUCUUCAUUAUUUCAGUUGUUCUAGCAGUCUGUUAUAUCAAAAAGUACAAGAAAACCUUACCAUUUUUAAACAAGAAUCAGCAAAAAGAAACAGUUGUCACUACUGCUCUCAAAGAGACAAAAUCAAAUGAUCAAACACCUGAGAAGGAAACACAAAAUAAUGGAAAUCAGGUAGAAGAGUGUAAAACUAAGCCUGAGGCCACAGUAAAAUGUUUAGAAGCAGAAGUUUAAAGGAAAAUAUGUACAGUUCUUGGUGGAAGUAUAAAAUGAAGCACACAGAACUUAGCAGUGCUUUUAAACAUAAGUGAUUGUAAAUACUCAUAUUUUCUCUAUCUUUUACAUAUGAAACCCUGUUUUUUAAUAAUUACAUCUUUGGCAACAAAUAUUCUUGCAGAAGAACAUGGUAUCUUAUUUACUUGAAAUGAAUUCUCCAAAUUCAUAUUACAGCUCGGUUUUCAUCUUUAAUAAAGAAGCAAUUAGGAAUAUGCUAUUAACAACAAUCACUACAUUAGCUCUUUGCAUGGAAUUCAGAUCAAUAUGUAACAAAAAGAUAUUUUUAUAUCUGGCUGGAGGAUGUCUGCUAGCCUAAUGCCUAAAAUAAAAUGCUGACACUGUAAUUCUUCCUCAUGUAGAUUAGCUUAUUUCCAUUCAGUAUUGCAUGCUGCUUUUAAAAAUAUCUGUUUACAAACAGGAGAAACAGUUCUGUUUACAAGGGAGUAAAAACUCAAAGGAUUAACCCACUGUCAUUUAAAUGCCCAAAGAAGGGUACAAAGAUGCUGAUGUUUAUAUAUAUAUAUAUUUACAGCAAUGAAUAACUUACAUACCUUCAUUGUUUACAUAAUUUACCGUUUUAUUUAUUGAAACCAUUAUCAUUCUUUCACAUCUGAUAUUUGACAGAGGGGGAUAAAAAACCCUUGAACAAGAGUUAUACUGGAGAUCUUUUGUGUGUAUUUAAGUGUGGCUUUCAUAAUAAAGGUCUCAGGUGGUAUGGGAUGUCUACAGCACUCCAUAAAAAAAUAAACUAUGGUGGAUAUGUUUGUCUGGACAAUUUAUUCUCAUGAAAACUGUCUCAUGGUAAAAAGAAUUCAUAUAACCUUAAUGUUACAGAAGAAAUUAGUUGUUAUAAAAUAACAACACUAGCAGUUUAUCAAAUAUUUUCCUGAGAACUCAGAUAACUUAUCUUUAUGUGUGAAGGACAUUGUUAUGCUAAAGGAAGAUUUUUGGUUUUUCAUCAGGCAGCUUGCAAAACAUAGUGUUAGAUAAUAAUUUUUUAAAAAGCAAUAGAACUGCUCACCUAUAUUGUGUUUCCAACAGUAUAGGAUACUGGGUUAUGAACUUUGAUAUUUUCCAUUCACAUAAAAUUUAAAAUGCCCAGUGUUUACACAUUCCACUAGUAUUGAUUUAUAGUGCAUUUCUAACAUCAUACUUAGAGAUUCGCUGGGUUGUUUUUUGUUUUCUCUUUUUGCUUUUUUUUUUUGAUAGUUCAGAAAUACUU